This is a messenger RNA of Microdochium trichocladiopsis, 1044 nucleotides long. Its product is annotated as autophagy-related protein 27. NCBI's taxonomy places the organism in Eukaryota, Fungi, Ascomycota, Sordariomycetes, Xylariales, Microdochiaceae. The record is from RefSeq and is a predicted model, not a curated record. Bases 1 to 1044 code for a protein of 347 amino acids. The transcript is spliced from 3 exons.
AUGAUUCUGCCGUUACUCUCCUUCCUCCUGGCGACGCCAGCUGCGGCUGCCGCCUCAACGUCAUGGUGCAAUCGCGUCCUCGUCGACGGGCGCCAGUACAACCUUGAGAAGCUGGGCGGGCCGCACUCCGUGGUCGUCAGCAACCCAACCGGGGCGACCCUCCAUAACACGACAUACACGCUCGACCUAUGCAAGCCGCUGGUCAAGUCGGGUGAUGGACCCAAGGAGGAGAGAUGCCCUGAUGGCACGAGAGUCUGCGCCAUCUCGAGAUUGAUCGGCAAGGUAGACAACAAGGUCGACGUCAUCUCCGCAGUCAUUCCCAUCGCGGGCGACCUCGCCGAAGUCGGCGGCCACAAGUUUGAGCCCAAGACUAAGCUUCUUGUCCCCGAGGCAGAGGAAGGCGCCGAGGGCCUGCACGUCACGUUGAGCGGCGGCACCUACACUUUUGAGGAUGGCAGGAAACACGACCAGAGGGCUGUCGUUAGGUUCGUGUGCGACGAGAAGCGCGAGGGCACCGAGGGCGAGUACGAGUCGGAAGACAAGUACGACACAAAGAUGGCGGACAUUAUGCACUCGCGGAGACGGGACGACGACAGCGACGACGAUGGCAAGAAGAAGGAAUUUCAGCUCGGUGAUCUCGAAGCUGCGAGCCUUCUCUACGAUAGCUACGGACCUUCUCAGAGCGACUCGGAUGUUGACGUGUUGAGGCUGACCUGGAAGACCAAGUAUGCCUGCGCCAGCCGCUCCACAGACCCGUUGGAUCCGGAGAGUCCAGGUGAGGGUAAUGGCGACGAGGGCGGCGCACCUCCUAACAACAGCUGGGGAUUCUUCACAUGGUUUAUUAUCUUGGUCUUUUUUGGCACGGCCGCUUAUCUCAUCUUUGGCUCGUGGCUCAACUACACGCGCUACGGUGCAAGGGGCUGGGACCUGCUCCCCCACGGCGACAGCAUUCGCGACGUUCCUUACUUACUCAAGGACUGGCUGCGGCGAGCACUCAACACCGUGCAGGGCAGCGGAAGCCGUGGCGGAUAUAGUGCUGUGUAA